AUGAUUUAUAUUUAUCGACGGAUAAAUCAUUAUUCAUGAUAGAAAAUCACUAUACAGUCACAAAUCUUAUUGAAAUAAAAUGAUUUUAUUUGAUGGAAGCGACUACCGCGAAAUAAUGGGACACAACUCUCAAUAAAUACAAACACACAUACACAGUAGAAAAUGGAAAUCACAAGAAAAAAUUUUCAAGAGUCUUUGGAGAAAGUAGAAGCUGCUGUGAAAGAAGCAAGUUUCCUUGCAAUUGAUGGGGAAUUUACCGGUUUGAAUCACGCUGGAUUGACACAUACAGCAAUAUUUGAUACACCAGAAGAAAGAUAUCAUAAAGUUAUACAAGGAUCAUGUGAUUUUAUGUUAAUACAGUUUGGGUUAUGUGCAUUCAGUUAUGAUGGGAAUACAAAAAAGUAUACAGCCAAACCAUUCAAUUUCUACAUAUUUCCACGACCUUUCUCAAGAGCUGCUCCAGAUGUGAGAUUCACGUGUCAGAGUUCAAGCAUGGAUUUUCUAAUGUCUCAAGGGUUUGACUUUAACAAAUGGAUACGAGAUGGUAUAACUUAUUUGAGGCCUGCAGAUGAAGCCAGGCUAAAAGAGCAGGUAGUGAAGAAGCAUGAAGUGUUUGCAUCGCCAGCAUUUAUAUCUCCGAGUGGAGGCUCGCACCCAGGUGGGAUCUCCAAAGGACCAGUUGAUAUUCCUCCAGAACAGAAAGAUUUCGUAGAUGACAUCUUUAAGAAAGUAGAAAAAUUUCUAGAGUCGGGUGAGCAUGAUACCCUGUCACUACCACCAUGCACGGGAUUCCAGAGAAAAUUAACCUACCAGUCUUUACAAGGAAAGUAUGGAGGGGAACUUUAUCUUCAGAGUAAAACAGGGGAAAACAAGGAAAGGUUUAUUGUUGUGACAAAGAUUAAAGGUGAAGAUGAGAUGAAAAAGAUCGAGGACAGUAAACAAGCUCAGGAUCUGGCUGAAGUUGAUGCUGCAGUUGGGUUUACUCAAGUGAUUAAGAUGAUCUCACAGAGUGGCAAGUUAGUGGUAGGCCACAAUAUGAUGCUAGAUAUUGCUCACACAAUUAACCAGUUCAUGUACACUUUACCAAAGGAUUAUGAAGAAUUCAAAUCAAUGUGCAGAUGUGUAUUUCCAAGGUUGAUAGAUACCAAGUUAAUGUCAAAUACUCAACCAUUCAAG
Messenger RNA from Ruditapes philippinarum (Manila clam), 1176 nucleotides. RefSeq names its product poly(A)-specific ribonuclease PARN-like. The record is from RefSeq and is a predicted model, not a curated record. Gene Ontology annotation, cellular component: cytoplasm; nucleus. Gene Ontology annotation, molecular function: metal ion binding; poly(A)-specific ribonuclease activity; RNA binding. Gene Ontology annotation, biological process: nuclear-transcribed mRNA poly(A) tail shortening. Lineage: Eukaryota; Metazoa; Mollusca; Bivalvia; Venerida; Veneridae.